GUUGGAAUACGAGAUAUCUAACUUGUACAAUCGUACACCACCGAUCACCGCCGAUUCUGAAUUGAAUAGUGGAACCGGUGACAUUGUUAAGUCGAAUUCCAAAUCCAGGAAUAAUAGUAGAAUUUUAAGUUUUUUAAUGGUUAUCAUCCUAAUCGUUCUCUUCGUUAAUCAACAAAAUUUUAACCUAUCAAAAAUCCAAUCGCUGUUUUCUGGUUAUGAUUUGGACCAGUCUGUUGUAGAUCCCGCAUUUUGGGAAACUUCCCCAGCAGCAACAGAGAAUGAAUUUUGGCACAUUGUGAAUCCACUGAAGGAAGAUCAAUAUGCAGAAAUUCGACCCACAAGAUACCUGACUUUGUUUGAUGACAAUAAUAUUAAAGAUUCAGAUAUUUCAACAAAAAACCCACAUCAUCCGGACGAAUGGAAAUCAAGCGUGAAAACGUCGUUGAGAAGUCUUAUUUGGUUCUUCAAAUUUGUGAUACUCCCUGUUGCUGUGAUUGUAUAUACCAUAUACUCCCUGGUCGAUUAUUUGCUACCCUUAGAUCCGAAGGAUAAAGACAUUAAAUCAUCGAUUGGCUCUAAUAGUUCCAUGGGAAACACUAUUGUUCUUUCAUCAUCUGGAUAUCUUGGCAAGAACAUUAUUUCUCCGAAAGUUACCACCUUACGUGGUCGCCAUUUGGCCGACGUUGAUCUACUAUGCGCGAAUGCUAAUGGGAUGAUCAUAUCCACCGCUAUGGAUAAACAUAUAACAUCAUGGAACGGGAGGCAAGGAAUAUCAUUGAAAAAGCUUGAAAGGUAUAUGCGUCGUUGUGAAUCAUGUAAAUGUGGCGUUACGGGAGGAAUGAAAAAAUGCAUUUCUUGGCCAGUUAGGGCAAUGUGUAUGAGUGAAAAAGUUGAGUGGGCAGCAGCUGGAUUUGAGGACGGGGUUGUGAGAGUCUGGAAUAUUCAUUCGGGUCAGGCCACGUAUAUUUUAAAGGAUACUGUUGAGGACGUAGAAUCGGUAGUAUCGGUGAUGACAGGAAACCUGACAAAAGAGCGCGUCACCUGUUUGCAAAUUAUCGUACCGAAUUCAUCUUCAAUGAAUAAUACGCCAAGUCAAGAACAUGGAUACCCACAUUUCGCGACGGAUUCAAAUCAUAAAACACCUGCAAUGCUCUUAUCAACCUACAAAAGUGGAUAUUUUCGUGAGUGGGAUCUUAUUUCGGGUCAAAUCGUUCACACUGUUCCCACCAACCAGAAAGGAGGUAUAAGUUAUCUUUGCGUCGUUGAUGAUGGUAAACAGGACUACGAUCAAGAUGAAUUACGAAUUUAUACCGGUGCUCGAGACGGUUCUGUCAAGUGUUGGAUUCGUACGAUUUAUUAUUCGGAAAAUGAACCAAUAAACUCUCAUAUCGAUCCGAAAGAACUACGCAGGAGUCGAUGGAAAUCACCCUAUACGAUUCCCGGGGAACCUGGUAACCCAAUCACUAGUGUUGCUGCUAAAACAAUAAAAACUCAAAACGGUUAUCUUGGUAUUGUGGUUACCGGCGCCUCCGAUGGAGAAGUGAGAGUUUAUGAAUAUUUGACAGGAACACAUAUUGAAACGCUAAGUCAGGGAACCAUUGGAAAAAAACGUCACCAUAUUACCAACAUAAUAAUUCAUCCUCUAAAGAAACAGAGUUGUCCCUGUGGAAUUACCAAGGAAGCUGGAGGGUUCGCAAUAAUAACCUCAUCCGGGGAUGAAAGGGUACAUGUAUGGCAACUAAUACGAAGCGUAAUGGAUUGUACAUGUAUGGCGUUUAAAUUAAAGCAACCGUACAUACAAAAUCCUUUUGUAAAUAUCUCAGAGUGGUAUCAACGUAUUGAACAAUUUGACAGGGUAGCAUCUUAUCAAACCAAAUUCAUUGGACGCGUCAGUCAACCUGGUGGUUCGGCUAUCGUGUUCCUUCGAGAAAACAUAAUUGGUGCUCGUCGUGUCAAAAAUUCGCGCGAAUCAGUACAAACUCAGAAACGGUGUCAUGGCGCAGAAGGCGAAUGGGAAUUAUGGAUAUUGGAUAUUAAUGAUGCCCAGACGAUCGAGAAAGAUAGAGAGCAUGAUGAUUUGGAUGAAUAUGAAGAAGAUGUUGAGUUGACUGUUCAAGUUGUUCCAUUGGUUACUGAGAAAGAUUUAGUUACCGAGGAAAAACAAAAAAUGAAAAAAGAAGAGAUAAAACGACGUGAUAAAGAAAGUGUAGGAGAAUUAAAAGGAUUUGUUCAAGAAGACACACAAGGUCAAGUUGUGGAUUUUCGGCAGCGUAGUCCAAGGCACCGUGUAUAUCCUGACGGGAAGAAUGAUCGACAGUUGGCAUUACUCGAGGAGGAAGACGAGAUGAAUGAGCUAUUGCCAUUUGCUUACAUAAGACAGGUGGUUGGAGUUGGGGAUGAUGGGGUAGCUGUCGCUUAUG
Acaulospora morrowiae is the source of this 2420-nucleotide messenger RNA. The record is from the annotation of a GenBank genome assembly. NCBI's taxonomy places the organism in Eukaryota, Fungi, Glomeromycota, Glomeromycetes, Diversisporales, Acaulosporaceae.